AUGCUGCGUGCUCUAAGCUUGCUGCGGCGGCGUGAGUCUGCUGGUGGCUCAGAGAACGUCAACAGCAGCAACACGAACAGCAGCAGCAGCAGCAGCAGCAACAGCAGCAGCAGCAGCAACAGCAGCAGCAGCAGCAGCACCAAAUUUGAUGAUGCUAUUAGAGGGAGUAGAGAAGCAAUCAGUACCUUAGAUAAACGCCAUGCGCAUAUCUUACGUAGAGCACAGGGCCAGAGUGCAUUAGCUCGUGCAUGCGUUGCUGCGUCGGAUCGUGAGGGUGCAUUGAUGGCGCUGCAGCGUCGUCAGCUGCUGCUGCAGCAGCAGCAGCAGCUUGCUGCUGCUCGUCUUGCCUUAGAGAGGCAGCUGCUGCAGCUAGAAGCAGCACAGACGCAGCAGCUAGCUGUGCAUGCAAUGGCUGCUGCUGCUACUGCACAUAAAAUUAUCACCAAACAACUCACGAGCAGCACAGUUGAGCGUUUAGUAGAUGAGAUGGCUGAGCAGCAAGAAGCACAAAAAGAAUUUGUUGAUGCGCUGCAGCAAACUGCUAACCCUGCAGAGGACGAGGCUGAUUUGCUGCGUGAGUUGGAUGAGUUGGAGGCAUUAGAGGUAGAGAGGCAGCUAAUAGAUCCGCCAAUUGCUGCUGCUGCAUGCACGCAGCAGCAGCUGCAGCAACUGCAGCAGGAAGAUGAGCUGCUGCGGCUGCAGCAGCAGUUGCACAUACAGCAGCAGCAGCAGCAGCAGCAGCAGCAGCAUUACCUACAUGAGCCUGCGCAGCGCUGCUCUACAUGGCAAGGAAUUGAAGAUCCUGCACAGCUGCUGCUGCCGCAGAGGCAGCAGCAGCAGCAGCAGCAGCAGCCGCUGCUGGCUGGACGGGUGUCUGCUGCUGCUGCUGCUGCUCCUGCUACCCAUCACCGACCCCAGGGGUUGCUGCUCGAGCAGCUGCAGCAGCAGCAGCAGCAGCGGCAGCAGCAGCACCACCAGUUCCCAGUUACAGGGAUGCAGCGGCAGCAGAAUGUGCUGCAGUACAGGAACUCAAUAGAGCAGCAGCAGCACGAGCAGCAGCACCUGCAGCAGCAGCAGCGGCAGCACAGCAGCAACCUUCUCCUUGAAGAGGAUGCAGGAUGGGCGCCUUCUUCCCGUCACUCCUUUGGGGCUUAUUCGUAUAUGCAGCAGCAACAGCAGCAGCAGCAGCAGCAACGGCAACUGCAGCAGCAGCAACUGCAGCAGCAACAGCAGCAGCAGCACCAAAGCGAAGAAGCUCGGUUGGGCGUGCUUCUCUAUUCGUAA
This is a messenger RNA of Eimeria maxima, 1284 nucleotides long. Its product is annotated as SNF7 protein, putative. The transcript is spliced from 5 exons. Gene Ontology annotation, biological process: late endosome to vacuole transport via multivesicular body sorting pathway; vesicle budding from membrane. The record is from RefSeq and is a predicted model, not a curated record. The coding region runs from base 1 to 1284 and encodes 427 amino acids. NCBI's taxonomy places the organism in Eukaryota, Apicomplexa, Conoidasida, Eucoccidiorida, Eimeriidae. Gene Ontology annotation, cellular component: ESCRT III complex; cytoplasmic side of plasma membrane; multivesicular body.